Molecule: messenger RNA, 1910 nt
Organism: Arachis ipaensis
Lineage: Eukaryota; Viridiplantae; Streptophyta; Magnoliopsida; Fabales; Fabaceae
Product: monooxygenase 2
Molecular function (GO): FAD binding
Source: RefSeq, a predicted model, not a curated record
UCGAAAUAUAUUGCAUGUGAUAAAACAGUUUGCAAGUAUCAAGGAUGAAGAAUGAUUAGAGAACUGCAACGUUUCUCUUCCUUGGUUCAUCCCGAGUACUAUGAUGCUUCUCUCUAUUUAUGAACCUAUUUAUGGGAAAUUUGUUCGUUCUACUGAUAGUACCGUAUAAUAAAAUAGAUGUUUUUUUUCUAUAAAAUUUUUUAAUGGGUAACUUUAAGCUAAACCCAUAAAUAAAUAUUACGGACGAACUUAGUAGGCAUUCAAAUAAGAAGGGGUGCUUAUGAAUGGCCAAUCAUAAGCAACAAAUGAAUUAUGGGACCUUGGUCCUUCAAUAAUAUAUCAGUCAUCAUAUAUUUCAAACUUCAAUAUGUAAGGUCCUUGCAUGUGGUGUGCUCAAUCCUAACAUUCAGAUUAGUAUUCCCCACAGAAAAGCAAAAUCAUGGAAACAACAAAAGUGUUAGUUGAAGAAGAUAUUGUGAUUGUUGGUGCUGGAAUUGCUGGCCUCACUACUGCAUUGGGACUUCACAAGUUGGGUAUCCCAAGUUUGGUGUUAGAAAGUUCAGAUAAAUUGAGAGCCACUGGUUUUGCUCUAUCAAUAUGGAAGAAUGGAUGGAAGGCCUUGGAUGCUGUUGAUGCUGCAAACACCCUCCGCUCCAAACAUCCUCAACUUCAAGGGAGUGGGACUACUUCAUUGAUCACAGGACAGCAGACAUCAACUAUUUCUUUCAAGGAGCUAGGAAAGAAUGAAAUUCGUUGUGUUAGAAGGCACAUAAUGUUGGAAGCACUUGCUAGUGAGCUUUCUAGUGACACAAUCAGGUAUUUGUCAAAGGUUGUUGCUAUUGAGGAAUCUGGAUUCUUUAAGUUGCUCCAUCUUUCUGAUGGAACAACCAUCAAAACUAAGGUUUUGAUUGGUUGUGAUGGAGUGAACUCUGUGGUUGCAAAGUGGUUAGGCUUCAAGGAGGCCGCUUUCACUAGAAGAUGUGAAAUCAGAGGAUGUGCAGAGUACAAGAACAAUCAUGGAUUCGAGCCUAAGUUCAUGCAGUUCUUCGGUGAUGGUUUUCGAGCUGGUGUUAUUCCUACCGAUGAAAAGGGUAUUUAUUGGUUUUUCACUUGGAAUCCAACCAGUGAAGAUAAAGAUCUAGAACAUAACCCAGCUAAAUUGAAGCAUUUUGCAUUGGACAAACUUGAGAAAAUGCCAAGUGAUGUAAGAUCAGUCAUAGAAAACACCGAGCUGGAUAACUUCUGUUUGUCGCGACUGAGAUAUAGACAUCCAUGGGAGCUCUUGUUCGGAAACAUCAGCAAAGGGAAUGUGUGUGUUGCCGGAGAUGCAUUCCAUCCCAUGAUGCCAGACAUUGGCCAAGGUGGUUGUUCUGCUUUGGAAGAUGGUGUUGUUCUAGCAAGGCGCCUAGGUGAGGUACUUUCCAAGAAACAAGGAACCCAUUUGAAAGAUGAUAAUGAAGAGAAAAAACAAUACAAGAGGAUUGAGGAAGCUAUGAAGAAAUAUGCAAAUGAGAGAAGAUGGAGAGGCAUUGAUCUCAUUAGCACAUCUUAUAUGGUUGGUUUUAUUCAGCAGGGUGGUUCUAAAUUGGUUGGCUUUAUGAGGGACAAAUUAUUGGCUACAUUCCUUGGUGGCUUGUUACUCAAGAAAUCUGAUUUUGAUUGUGGGAAAUUACACAACUACUAAUGAACCAAGAAAAAUCCUUCUAUAAAUCGUGAUCACUUUAUCCACUGAAGGUACUGACAGGUUCCAUGCUGAGUUCUAAAAACGUAUGUUAAAAAAAAAGUUAUUUUAUCCCAACUUAUGAAACCGUUCUCUUUUUUGUAAAAUGAUAUGUACAUUAUAGUUGUUAUGUUAUCUUUACUAUGACCCACAUAAAUUUAUAAAUUGAGUAUUUGAGUUGUUGUUUGCU